Messenger RNA from Lolium rigidum, 428 nucleotides. RefSeq names its product costars family protein-like. The transcript is spliced from 2 exons. Bases 1 to 273 code for a protein of 90 amino acids. The record is from RefSeq and is a predicted model, not a curated record. NCBI's taxonomy places the organism in Eukaryota, Viridiplantae, Streptophyta, Magnoliopsida, Poales, Poaceae. Gene Ontology annotation, biological process: regulation of actin filament-based process.
AUGAACAAUAGCCACGUCGAUGAGGAGGUCGGGAAGCUCAAGGAGGAGAUCCAGAGGCUCGGCCAGCAGCAGCCCGACGGCUCCUACAAGGUCAAGUUUGGUGUCCUCUUCAAUGAUGACCGAUGCGCAAACAUAUUUGAAGCAUUAGUUGGCACCUUGCGCGCCGCCAAGAAGAGGAAAAUUGUCACCUACGAAGGUGAACUGCUUCUGCAGGGUGUUCAUGACAAUGUGGAGAUAACCCUCUUCCCUCCUCCUGCUGUAGCUGCUGCUUGAAGAUUGCAGCACCGGAAAGUAUCAUGUCAUUGUGUCGGCGUGUUUAUAAUUUGUUGAGCUUAAAUUCCCAUGAACUAUCUUGUAUUCCCAGAAGAGUACUAUUGUGUGAUGUAUAAACUCCUGACCUAUGCAGUUGCUUUGUUAUUCUGCCUGUA